This is a messenger RNA of Xiphias gladius (swordfish), 2935 nucleotides long. RefSeq names its product plastin-1-like. Gene Ontology annotation, biological process: actin filament network formation; actin filament bundle assembly. NCBI's taxonomy places the organism in Eukaryota, Metazoa, Chordata, Actinopteri, Istiophoriformes, Xiphiidae. Gene Ontology annotation, cellular component: actin filament; cytoplasm; actin filament bundle. The record is from RefSeq and is a predicted model, not a curated record. The coding region runs from base 577 to 2523 and encodes 648 amino acids. Gene Ontology annotation, molecular function: calcium ion binding; actin filament binding. The transcript is spliced from 17 exons.
CAGGCAAACACAGGCCUCGCUUUUCUAAACGCGUUUGACAGAAAUGCAAAAUGUGAGCACGGUCGGUCAAAAAUCAAGUGACAAAAGACAUCAUGAGGACCACAGAAACACUCCUUCAUCCCAGAUGCUAUUUUUCUACUAAAUGCAGCAACCCGGACGAAACAGAGGAGGUUUAGCAAUUUCGAUGUAUAAAUCACAUAUGUACCUUGACUGCAAGUCAGUGGCCCAGAAGGGCCAAACGGACGAACCUUUCUAGACAAUAACAUGAUGACACAGCUGCAGUGUUAAAUGUUAACUGUCAGCCUACGCCUGUCCCAGGGUACAGAUAGGCCAAAGGUCCACUCUGUGCCUCACCUGAGUGACUCCUCCUAGGAGAGAUAACCAGCUCUCCAGCCUCUCCGGGAUCCCGCUUCCUCUCUGCCCCAGUCUUAAGCCUCACAGAGCUUUGGAGGACUCGACUCUUGUAGCCAGGCCAGAGGGAUCUGCACCGGGAGGCUUACAACUCAGAACGGGACUGAGAGGAAACACACAGGCUCUUAUGAAGCUUUGAAACAAGCUGUGCACGUUUGUGUGUGCAUGUUUCAGGUACACAACACAGAAGCUACCAUGGAGAACAAUGUCACACAGAUUUCCCGAGACGACCUGGAAGAUCUCAGAGAGGCCUUUAACAAAAUUGAUAUUGAUAACAGCGGCUAUGUGAGUGACUAUGAGCUUCAGGAGCUGUUCAGAGAGGCAAGUUUCUCCCUGCCAGGUUACAAGGUGCGAGAGAUCAUUGAGACCUUCAUAGCUGGAGACACCAACAAGGACGAAAAGAUCAGCUUUGAGGAAUUUGUUUCCAUCUAUAAGGAGCUGAAGAGCAAGGAGUUCAGCGAGACGUUUAGGAAAACCAUCGCAAGGAGAGAUGGGAUCCGAUCCUUUGGCGGGACAUCAGGAAUCUCGAGCGAGGGAACGCAACAUUCCUACUCUGAUGAGGAGAAGGUGGCUUUCGUCAAUUGGAUCAACAAAGCUUUGGCAAAAGAUCCAGACUGCCAACAUCUGCUGCCCAUGAGCCCCGGCGAUGAAAGCCUCUUCACCUCUGUUUGCGAUGGCAUCCUGUUAUGCAAAAUGAUCAACCUGUCUCAGCCGGACACGAUUGACGAAAGAGUCAUCAACACGAAGAAACUUACCACCUUCAAAAUGAGAGAGAAUCUGGUCUUGGCUCUGAACUCAGCCUCGGCGAUCGGCUGCACGGUGGUGAGCAUUGACGCUCAUGAUCUGAUGGCUGGGAAACCCCACCUGGUCCUGGGCCUGCUCUGGCAGAUUAUCAAAGUUGGCCUGUUUGCUGAUAUAGAAAUCAGCAGGAACGAAGGUCUAAUUGGCCUUUUGCCUGACGGAGGAAAACUGGACGAUCUACUGUCUCUCUCACCUGAGGAGCUGCUGCUCCGCUGGGUCAACCAUCAUCUGCGCAACGCAGGAACGAAAACAAUCAGCAACUUCAGUGAAGACAUCAAGGACUCGCGAGCCUACUUCUACCUGUUGGACCAGAUCGCUUCCAAAGGAGAGCUUGACUACAAAAACCGCUCAUGUCGUGUUAAAAUCGACAUGAGCGGCUUCAGUGAGCCUGAUCUGGAUCAAAGGGCUGAGCUGAUGCUGCAGCAGGCGGCCCGGCUGGACUGCAGGCAGUUUGUUUCUCCUCAUGACGUCACGUCUGGAAACAGCAAACUCAACUUGGCCUUCGUGGCCAAUCUGUUCAACAUGCAUCCUGCUCUGCAGAGUGCUCAGAUCGACAUUAAUGGCAUAGAGACUGCAAACAUAGUGGGUGAAUCCAGGGAAGAGAAAACAUUUCGCAACUGGAUCAAUUCUCUGGGCAUCUCUCCGUAUGUCAACCACCUGUACUGUGACCUGCGUGAUGGCUUGGUGAUUCUGCACCUUUAUGAGAGGGUUAAUGUGCCUGUGAACUGGAAGAAAGUCAACAACCCACCUUAUCCUUUCCUGGGGGCGAAUAUGAAGAAGCUGGAGAACUGUAACUAUGCUGUGGAGCUGGGCAGGGAUGUAGCUCACUUUUCUCUGGUUGGUAUUGGAGGAGAAAACUUAAACGAGGGGAGCACCAUGCACACUCUGGCGCUGGUCUGGCAGCUGAUGAGGAGGUACACAGUGCUAGUUUUGUCAAAUCUGGGCGAUGGAGAAAAGGUUGGAGACCAGAUCAUCCUCGACUGGGUCAACACCACCCUGAGCGAGAAACGCAAGGACACGCAGAUCAGCAGCUUCAAAGACAAACUGAUCAGCACCAGUCUACCAGUAAUUGACCUGAUUGAUGCCAUCGCUCCUGGUACUGUCAAGUGGGACAUGGUCAAGAGAGUACAGAAAGGAAGCCUGAAGGAGGAGGAUAAACUCGACAAUGCCAAGUAUGCGAUCUCAUUGGCCCGUAAGAUCGGAGCUCGUGUUUAUGCGCUGCCUGAUGAUUUGGUGGAGGUGAAUCCCAAGAUGGUGCUGACGGUGUUCGCCUGCCUCAUGGGCCACGGUUUGAAAAAGGCCAACUGCUGAAAGAAACGGACAUGAACAAACCUGGGAACCAGCCACCAAUAUACUAAUUACUGCAUUUUUUUUCCAUCUGCUAUCUCUUUAUCUUUUUUCAUUUUUUUCUUCACCGCUCUAAUUCCUUUUUCUUUGACCUUUCACCUAGCAAAGGAAUUUAUAUUGUGUUCACGAAAACAGUAAGCACAUCUUAAGUGGAAAGUCAUUUCUCAUCAGCAAAGCCACUGCAUUUGUUUGUUAUCUUUGAUUUUGUACAACAAGCUCCUGAUUGUUCUUUGCUAUUUCAUGUAUAAUACGACAUAUGAGUGGGAGAUACAGCAGAAGGAAAAGCGGAAUCAAACAAAUAUGUCUUCUUUCAGCAAUACUUUAAGUCUGUAAAUGUUGUGCAUUGAAUAUUUUAUUUAAUUAUUAAAAAGAAUCA